Messenger RNA from Chlorella variabilis, 762 nucleotides. RefSeq lists its product as hypothetical. The record is from RefSeq and is a predicted model, not a curated record. Gene Ontology annotation, biological process: rRNA processing. Gene Ontology annotation, cellular component: nucleolus; small-subunit processome. The transcript has 5 exons. Bases 1 to 762 code for a protein of 253 amino acids. Lineage: Eukaryota; Viridiplantae; Chlorophyta; Trebouxiophyceae; Chlorellales; Chlorellaceae.
AUGUCCUCGCUGCGGAAUGCCGCGAAACGGACACAGCACAAAGAGAGGGCGCAGCCCGCCGCGCGCCGCAAGGUGGGGCUGCUGGAGAAGCACAAGGACUAUGUGCUGCGUGCCCAGGACUUCCACAAGAAGGAGGCCACGAUCAAGCAACUGCGACGCAAGGCCGAGGAGCGCAACCCAGACGAGUUCUACUAUGGCAUGGAGCAGGCACGCACAGCGGGCGGCGUGCACAUCCAGCGCAGCACCGAGGCCAACAAGUACACCCAGGAUGAGCUACGUCUGAUGAAGACGCAGGACGUCAACUACCUGGCUCUCAAAGCGCAGGCGGAGGCCAAGAAAGUGGAACGCAUGCAGCAGUCACUGCACCUGAUUGGCGCGCCUGCAGCCAACCAGCAUGUGGUGUUUGUGGAUGAAGAUGAGGAGGCUGAGCGGUUUGAUGCUGCUCGCCACUUUGACACAGCCUCCGAGCUGUUGGAACGGUCCUACAACCGGCCGCGGCUGGCGCAGCUAGCAAAUGCACAGGCGGUGUCUGGAGCAGCUGAGGGAGCCGCACGGACGGUGGCGCAGUUGGAAAAGAAGCGGGGGGGCGCAUACCGCGAGCUGUUGCAGCGGCAGCAGCGGCAGCAACAGCUGGGGGCGCUUGCGCAGCAGAUGGCGUACAACAAGCAGGUGAUGGGCAAGGGACGGAAACGCAAGCUGCAGCCAGAGGAGGGGGGCGGCCUCAGCGGUGUGUUCCGCUGGAAAGCCGAGCGCAAGCGAUAG